UCAAGUGCCCUGCUGUGUGCCUGCUGCCAGCACCCACGGAACGCCGAUCCUGAGGGUCAUGUCUGUGGUGGCCACCUCCUGUUGACCGUCAACACACUUCACACUCUUUUUCCUUCUCCGACACAUUUUUUCGCACACGCACAAUUGUCGCCCGGCCUCGGCCAUGAGGGACCUCUCCUCAUCGCUGUGCUUCAGGGCCGGCAAGCUCGCACUCUCAUGUCUACUACUCGCGUCAUCACACAUCCUCCCAUCUGCGAGCGCAUUCAGCUUCACAUCGAUACCCUCGCCUAAUCUCAACCUUGACGGCCUCGGUCGCGUUGCCUUCGCCGGCAACUUCGACUCAAUAUCUCUCUACCAGUUUGAAGGCCAGAGCGAAAAGUCUGCCGGAUCUAAUGGUGCCCUCCUUUCGCGGUUUCCCAAUGGGGUAUUCGCCCCCCUCAACAAUACCGAUGCUGACAUCAAGGCAAUGUGCGCCUUCCAAGCGAACGGCACGCUGCAGGGGAUCGUCUUUGGAGGAAACUUCACGAGCGUUGGAGAGACACACACGCCUGGCGGCAUCGCAUGGCUCAAUGUGACCAGUGGCCAGGUCUAUCCCUUAACGGGCUUGAAUGGCACUGUCAAUGCUCUCUUCUGCGACCCGGACGCCGGGCGAGUCUACAUCGGCGGCUCUUUCACCGGCGGCGGUGCAAGCAAUGCCAUCGUCUGGACUACCCAAUGGACAAACAUGCCCUUCUCUGGCUUCAAUGGCCCCGUCAACUCUAUCACAAAACUCAAUGGGAACAUAAUAUUUGGAGGAAAAUUUAAUGGGCUUGGUAAUUCGACUGCGCCGAAGGAGAACAACACACAAGUCAUACCAAUUGGAUCCGCAAGCAUCUCGGCUCAGACCAGCUCUGGCACUCCAGGUUUUACCGAUCCAAGCAGUAUUGUCUGCAAGACUGGCACAACCGAUGGCACCAGCAAUAAUACAUGGCUUUUGGCGGAUAACACGCCUGGCUUCUGGAAGGCCGAAUUUGCCUUCGGAUUUGAACCGUCGAAACUCCGGCUGUACAACACGAAGUUUGAAGGUCGCGGAACACGCGAAUGGCGAUUCACUGCGUUGCCGGACGGAGGCAUUAUGAAUUUCUCCUACAUCGACCCAACGUCUGGGACACAAAAAUUCUGCGAUGCCCGAUGUCCCCUACCCGAAAACAACGUCACGGCUCAGGAUUUCCACUUCGUCAACACUGUGGGCAUGAAUUCCUUCAGGCUUGACAUUUCUGGUUUUUAUGGGAAAGGUGGCGGCCUCAGCGGUAUCGAGCUAUUCCAGAAUGAAAUCUUCUCCUUCGCGAUCAGUAACUUCAACGAGCCAGCCUGUGAUGGUGUGAGCGUGGGGGCGAAGUCAACCGCCACGGGUCCAUGGCAGACCACACCAUCCCACCAAAGUAACGCGAACUACCUCAGCGCCGUCCUCCAAGGGAAUCCUGUCAAUCAAAGUGCUGCGCAGGUCAUUUUCACGCCCGACAUAAGACAAUCCGGAAACUAUUCAGUCACUGUUUUCACACCGGGCUGUGUCGGCGACGGCACUUGCGGAAACCGCGGGAGGGUGAAUAUUACGGGGACUUACUCCCAGACAACCUCGUCUGCGGACGGACCUCGUACUACUGAGCUGUUUCAGACCAACAAUUUCGAUAAAUAUGAUGAAGUCUACAGGGGUUUCGUCGAUUCUACGGAUAGCUUUCGCCCUUCGGUUACACUGACUCCGAUGGCCGGUCAAACUGGCCCAAUAACAAUCGUGGCACAAAGAGUCCGUUUUGAACUUCUUACGGCGGCAUCCGGAAACCUGAAUGGUAUCUUUGAAUACGAUCCCAGCAAGCAGGACGUUAAUAUUAACUUCCGGGAGUCGGUGAUCGAUUCUGCUGGAGCUAGUUUAACUCCCAGGGACCAGGCCAUUGUUAACUCGGUUGUUACGGAUAAUAGCUCUUUGUUUGUGGGUGGUAAUUUCUCCGGUAAUGGACUGAACAACAUCUUCUCUAUCCAAAAGGACGCGACGAAGGCAACCGGCCUUCCCGAAAAUGGGCUCGACAGCGAAGUUCUCACCAUGUUCUUGAAUGGUACCACGAUGUAUGUCGGAGGCAAUUUUACGAAGACUCAGGACAACAAGACACCCGGGCUUCAGGGCAUUGCGGCCUUCUCGACAAGCGACAACAAAUGGCAGGCUCUCGGUGCUGGCGUCAAUGGUGUAGUCAUGUACAUCGUUCCGUUUCCUCUGAACAUUACUGGCAAUCGUCCCGAAACCGUUCUAGGAAUCAGUGGCGUCUUUUCUCAAGUCAACCAAUUUGGAAGCAAUGCCUCGUUUGCUGCACAGAAUUUUGCGAUUUGGGUGCCCUCCCGAUCGAAUUGGUUGCACAACCUCAAUGUCGGUACCAUCUCAAUUGAGGGUGCCUUAACUGCUUUUACUGAAGUUCCUGGAUCUGACCCGCUGUUUGGUGGUUCGAUUAACUCCCAAGCGUUGGGUGCAAGCGGUGCGGUGGCUUUGGAAUCUGGAAACCCCUUAUCGCUGGAACAGUUCCCCGUAGCCAUUCAACCUCAGCAAUCGUCCCAAGGAUCUCUUCAGAAGCGGGCAACGACCAAUGGACAGAAUCAGACCGGAGUCAUCGCUGCAACUUUCUACAAGGGAACCAACAACAAUAUGAAUAAAACCAUUCUCGCCGGCCAUUUCAAGGCAACCGACUCUGACGGCAAAAAUAUCACCAGCCUACUUAUCAUUGAUGGAAAAGACUCGAAUAAGAUCACCGGUCUGCAUGAGGAGAUUAGUUCGGAUUCUACUUUCCUGUCUUUGGCAGUGGUCAACAACAUCCUGUUUGCUGGUGGGGCCAUUUCUGGGACCGUUAACAACAAGGGGAUCGGUGGACUUUUAGCCUUCGACCUUUCAAGCAACAACUACGUUAGUACGCAGCCACCAAGUCUCAGAGGAACAAAUGUCACCGUCAACACCAUCGCUGCUAGGCCAAAGUCCAGGGACGUUUUCGUUGGAGGAAAUUUCAAUUCAGCUGGCGACCUGAGCUGCCAAGCCCUUUGUAUCUGGAAUACCGAUCGCAACCAGUGGGUCUCGCCCGGUGGUGACCUCGGGGGCUCCAUCUCGUCCAUGGCCUGGGUUACGGACACGAAACUCCUCGUGGCAGGCAAUCUGACAUCAGGCAACAACCAGACAAAGAUUCUCAUGUAUGACUCUUCGAAGAGCACGUUUCAAGAGUACGAUGGAGCCCGAGAUCUUCCAGGUCCAGUUACUGCAAUUUGUCCCGCCACCAGCGACGCGACUGAAAUCUGGGCUACCGGCCAAGCCAGCAACGGUUCAGCUUUCCUCCAGCGAUUUGGUAAUGACAAGAAAUGGCAUCCUGUCCCAAACCUAUUUGGCUCGGGCACCACCAUCCGAGGUAUUCAGGUCCUUUCGUUGGAUAAACAGCAUGGAAAAUCGGAUGUCAUUGACCAGGGACAAGAUCUUCUGAUCCUUGGACAAGUCAACAUCACCAAUUUCGGUACCGCAUCUGGUGUGCUUUUCAAUGGCACCACUCUGCAACCAUUCCUCCUAUCAACGACUUCUCAGAACACACCUGGUAGCUUAUCACAAGUAUUCGUUGAGAACCCUCAAUCCUUCUUCAAGCAACAAAAGAAGCACUUGUUGGUCAUCUACGUCGUCCUCAUCUCUCUUGCCAUCGCUCUCGCUAUUACCUUCCUCUUAAUCGUCGCUGGUAUCUUAAUCGAAUCGUACCGCAAGAGGAGCAAAGGUUACACUCCGAUGCAGAUGUCAUAUCCUGAUCGGUCCGUCAACGUGAGUCGAGUGCCACCUUCAGAACUCUUCGCUACUCUUCGCGGAAACCGAACACCGGCGAUUUGAGAGAGAAGAGAGGCAUUUGAGAGUGGAAGAUGACCACUCAACCUUGUACAAAGCUACGUUUCUGAGCAAGUAAGUUAUCCAUGCCCUUUAAUUGCCUUUGCCACCUCCCUGCAUCCUAUGCCUACGCCUAUGCCUAUGAAUUCGGUGAAGAACAUGGACACCAAAACGAAAAGAUUCUGGGAGCACGCGGGACUGGACGGCGUUUGCUUUCGGGGAGUUUUAUACCAAGCCGGC
Molecule: messenger RNA, 4108 nt
Organism: Lindgomyces ingoldianus
Lineage: Eukaryota; Fungi; Ascomycota; Dothideomycetes; Pleosporales; Lindgomycetaceae
Exons: 3
Coding region: 164-3874 (1236 amino acids)
Biological process (GO): positive regulation of establishment of bipolar cell polarity regulating cell shape
Cellular component (GO): plasma membrane of growing cell tip
Molecular function (GO): protein binding
Source: RefSeq, a predicted model, not a curated record